Messenger RNA from Coccidioides immitis RS, 1446 nucleotides. RefSeq names its product bZIP transcription factor. Gene Ontology annotation, molecular function: transcription cis-regulatory region binding; DNA-binding transcription activator activity, RNA polymerase II-specific. Lineage: Eukaryota; Fungi; Ascomycota; Eurotiomycetes; Onygenales; Onygenaceae. Bases 116 to 1051 code for a protein of 311 amino acids. The record is from RefSeq and is a predicted model, not a curated record. The transcript has 3 exons. Gene Ontology annotation, cellular component: RNA polymerase II transcription regulator complex.
GUCCUUUUUCUUUUCUUUUCUUUUUUUUUUCACCCACCCACACACAUCCCCUAUUCUUUUUUGUGAAGAAGGAAAAAAAAAGGAAAAAGAAAAAGCUCUUCCUGGACGGCCCAGCAUGGAUUACAGUUUCUAUUCUUCGUCUCAUCACCAUCAAACCUACCAGUUCUACGGGCUUCCAAACCCUCAACAUCCUCAGCUAGGUGCAACGAUCCCCGACCAGUUCCAGGAUGCCCAGCCAGUGCAGAACGAACAUUUCCAUGUGUUCCAACCUUACAAUUUCGACCCAACCGUUCAGAAUCAACAUCCCGCAGAUGUACUUCCUCCCGAGCCGUUUCCAGCUGACCUACUGGACCCGCCAAGCCACGAUUCAAGUGACAACAAAAUGACGGAUCUGUCUGCUGUGCAACCAUCGGGUACUACCGAGAAUAGCGACGAGCUAGCGGAGGUGGUACAGAAUAAUCAGAGCAGUAGUGAGGAGAAGGAUAACUUGACCCCAGCCCAGAGUCGUCGAAAGGCGCAGAAUAGAGCUGCUCAACGAGCGUUCCGUGAACGCAAAGAACGCCGCGUGCGUGACUUGGAGCAGGAGCUCAGCGAAUACAAGCAAAAUGUAAACACACUUCUCGAAGACAACGAGUGCCUGAAGCGCGAAAUCGCAAAGGUUGCUACAGAAAAUGAAAUUCUUCGGGCUACGUCCACCGCAAAUCGGUGCCCUGGGGUCGAUGCGCAUCAUGACCCACAGCCCAUCACUACUGGUCCUAUGAGAUACUCUCCGACCGACUACAGCAGCCCGGAGGGUGAUAACAGACCCAAGCCUAUCCAUCGGAUGAAAGUCAAUGGAGCGACGGGAGAGAAACUCCUUGAUGCAGCGGCCACGUGGGACCUCAUCGUGAGUCGCUUGGCGGACGUGGAUGUCAAGGUUGACGUGCAAGACAUUUAUAACCGGCUGAAAGGCCAUGCAAUAUGUGACGGGACGGGCCCCGUGCUCGAGGAGUCACGGGUCAGAAAGGCUAUUGAGGAGAGUAUCGCAUCAGGGACAGAUGAGCUGAUCUAGGUGAGGAGCUCCCUUAAUCGGGACUGUUCUGGAAUUAGAGAACCUCUGCUUCCCACCGUCUACGGUCGUUUUAAGACGAAGACCUGCGUUGCAAUGAAUAUUUUUAUACUGACAUAUUUCGGUAUUCUCCUGUUUUUUUGGAUGUGACACCUUUCUCCUAUUUCACCUAUGAUGAGUUGUUGGACUCCCGUGGCUCUUUUUGCGCUCUUCCCUCACUUGAUUGUUGAAAAAUGAAUUGUUUUGUUUAGCCUAGGCGCUGUUGGGUUGGACAUUUAUCUCCGUACUGGAUGUGAAAGCUUUUUUUUUUUUUUUUUUUAAGCUGUCUUCCUGUCUACACACGUAUAUAUACACAAAAUACCUACAUAUAUUCUGAUUGAGAUGAAUGGAUCUAUCUG